GAAAAAAAUGUUGAAGAUGAAACAUACUCCGAAGAAUUUGGAUUAUUUGAAGAAGCGAGGAAGACAGAAACAGGAAGAAUAGAAGAAGAAUCAAGAAAAAAGGAAGCUAUGAAAAGAGAUGAAGAUGCAAGGAGGAUAGAAAUAGCAAGAAGAGCUGAAGAUGCAAGGAGGAUAGAAAUAGCAAGAAGAGCUGAAGAUGCAAGGAGGAUAGAAGAAGCAAGAAGAGCUGAAGAUGCAAGGAGGAUAGAAAUAGCAAGAAGAGCUGAAGAUGCAAGGAGGAUAGAAGAAGCGAGAAGAGCU
Plasmodium reichenowi is the source of this 300-nucleotide messenger RNA. RefSeq names its product merozoite adhesive erythrocytic binding protein. The annotation marks the transcript as partial. NCBI's taxonomy places the organism in Eukaryota, Apicomplexa, Aconoidasida, Haemosporida, Plasmodiidae. The transcript has a single exon. The record is from RefSeq and is a predicted model, not a curated record.